Messenger RNA from Ahaetulla prasina, 6682 nucleotides. Its product is annotated as complement C4-like. The coding region runs from base 79 to 5217 and encodes 1712 amino acids. NCBI's taxonomy places the organism in Eukaryota, Metazoa, Chordata, Lepidosauria, Squamata, Colubridae. Gene Ontology annotation, cellular component: extracellular region. Gene Ontology annotation, molecular function: endopeptidase inhibitor activity; protein binding. The record is from RefSeq and is a predicted model, not a curated record. The transcript is spliced from 41 exons. Gene Ontology annotation, biological process: complement activation.
AGCAAUUAAUUGCAAAAUCCUCUGGCAGUCUUGGCCAGAGCUGAAGAAAGCAUCGGGCAGGGCAGACGUGGUCCAGAGAUGUCCUCUCAUAACCGGUUCCUUCUUUGGCUAUCAUGGAUGGGAGUUUUGAUAGCGAUCAGCCAUCAAGCACCAAGGUUGCUGAUAGUUGCCCCCAGCGUGGUGACAGUGGGAGCAGAGGUGCGGAUUGUGCUUCAGGUUGACGACGCUCCUUCGGGGCUCAAGGGCAAUGUCUUUUUCCAAAAUGAGUUGACCGGACAAAAGUGUUCUGAACAAACACCAUUCAGCCUUCAAUCCAAUCCAUCCCAAAAAUUCGUGCAAGAUGUGACCUUGAAGAUGACACAGCAGUUUUUUGACUUUUGCGGUUUGAGGUCCCAGCGACGAAACCGCUACAUCCAACUGGUAGCCUACAGUUCUCAGCUCAACACCCCCAGGAACAUUCAAACCCUCAACCUGCGUUGGAGUGCCCGAGAGGGUUACCUGUUGCUACAGACUGACAAGCCAAUUUACACCCCCCAGCAAAAGGUGAACUUCCGAGUCUUCCCUCUGGAUCACAAGUUACGGCCCACCAAUAAUCCCGUUGUUAUCACUGUGAAGAAUCCACGGGGAUUUCAGGUCAAGAAGAUUGAACGCACCGCACUUAAAUCUGUCAUAAAUGACCAUCUGUCAAUUCCUGAUGUGGCUGAGCCUGGCAUUUGGACCAUCACGGCCAACUUUGUCCGUGCACAGGGUUACAACACAACCACCGAGUUUGAGGUGAAAAAAUAUGUCCUGCCUCAUUUUGAGGUGAAGAUUGUCCCAGAGCAGAAAUACAUCCUGGUCACUGGACAGCAAACAUCUAACUUGCAAAUUAACAUUCAGGCUAAUUUUUUCUAUGGGAAAGGGAUCACCGGCACAGCGUAUGUGCGAUUUGGUGUGAUUGGUGAGAACAAGGAAAAGGUUUAUAUCUCAGGACUGAAAUUUCAAAUCCCGAUCGAGGACGGUGAGGGCUCGCUUAUUUUGAGGCACCGCGAUCUUGUUGAGAAAGUGGGGCGCCCCCUGCAGGACCUUGUUGGAACAUCCCUUUACAUCGCAGCCUCUGUCAUAGAGACAGCAAGUGGAGAACUGGAGGAGCAAGAACUCACCUCGCUGAAAUUUAUAUCAUCGCCUUAUUCAGUGGACCUGUCGAAAACCAAACGUUACUUUGUGCCCAAUGCUCCGUACGAAGUGCUGGCUCGAAUCACACUGCCGGAUGGCUCACCAGCCGCCAACCUCCCCGUCCGCUUCAGAACCCGCAUAACCGGAGCACAAUCUCCCAUGGAUGAACAGAUGAACACCAAUAAGGAGGGAAUUGUGAACUACAGAAUCAAUGUUGUUCGAGGCUCUUCCUCGGUCACUGUGACGCUAAGAGCGGGAACAGAGAGUCCAGCAGAAGCGACCUUGACUGCCAAGGCCACCAAGUCCACCAGAGGCAACUAUUUGAUCAUUGAAAGUCCCAGAAGUUAUGGCUUGAAUAUUGGAGAGACCCUCACAAUUGAUUUGAAACCCAUUGGAUCAAAUGCCUUCACCGACAUCUAUUACAUGGUUCUGAGCAAAGGAGACAUCAUCUCUGUCAACAGCGCUCCGCGAGGCAUUCUCACAGCAGCCCCUAUUCGCAUUACACCUAAUCUGAUGCCAACAUUUCGUGUUGUGGCUUUUUACCGCCUUGGGGAUGAAAUUGUCUCUAACUCCAUAUGGUUGGAGGUGGUCCCCCGCUGCGAGGGGAAGCUGGAGAUUCGCUCCUCGUCAAACGUUGACCGUCUGCAGCCACAGUCACGCCUGUCACUCACCCUAAACACAGAUGUCAAAUCCUUUGUCUCUCUCUCUGCCACGGAUGCUGCCGUUUACGCUCUCAACGGGAAGAAUCGACUCACACAAGGAAAGGUUUCUGAGGCCAUGAAAAGUUACGAUCUCGGCUGCACUGCCGGCAGCGGGGAAGAUUCCCUGGGUACCUUUGCCGAUGCUGGUCUCUCAAUUCGUGCUGGUGAACAGCAAAGCCCUCUCCGGAAGGCACACGGAUGCGAAGAAAACGCUUCCCGGAAAAAGCGUUCCCUGUCGUUUCAACUUGAGAUCGAGAAGAAGGUUGCCAAAUACCAUACACCUAAUCAGGUUAAAUGCUGCAAAGGUGGCAUUGUGCUGCUUCGCAAUGCCCGAUCAUGCGAUGAACGUGCCAAAAGGAUUCAGAACACAGAGUGCCGUGAAGUCUUCCUUGACUGUUGCCGCUAUGCUGCCAAAUUACGUCGCCAGUCCUGGGGGUCCCAUGGUCUUGCAAGGGUUGACGAUGAAGACGAAGAAGAUUAUUUUGAUGAUGAAGUUAUCACGCUGAGAAGAUAUUUCCCUGAGAGCUGGCUCUGGAAAACUUUUGUUGUGGAUCAAACUUACACGGAAGAAUUUCAUCUUCCCGAUUCCAUCACCACGUGGGAGAUCCAAGCGGUUAGCAUGUCUUCUGCAAAAGGGAUUUGUGUUUCAGAACCUUUCAAAGUUACAGUCUUCCAAGACUUCCACAUUUCUCUCCGGCUGCCAUACUCCGUGAAACAGUUUGAACAGAUAGAGCUUCGUCCAGUGUUAUAUAACUACCAAUCUAAUCCACUCAGUGUCUUUGUAUAUCUGGAGCCAGCUGAAGGCAUCUGUUCUCCAGCAACACUUGGGCCAGCACGGAAACGGAAGGUGGAGGUUCCAGGGAACUCCGCAAUUCCCAUGCCCUUCGUUCUGGUGCCCAUGGGGGCGAGUGACAUCCCCAUCACUGUUAUUGCUGUUGGCGAAUGGGGGAUAGGGGACAAGGUUUCCAAGAAAUUACGGGUCGAGAAAGAGGGUGCCAUCAGUGUAGAAGAAUAUACCAUUCCUCUGGAAAGCAAAAAUGAUGCCCCCAGAUCGCUGACGAUUUCAGGUGAAUUGCCAUCCAACGCCAUUCCUGAUGGAGACUUCAAGAUGAGUGUCCGUCUGACAGGAUCAGUUCCUGCUGACACCCUUCAGAGUUCUCUGGAUCCCGAUGGCAUCUCCUCCCUGCUGCGGGUGCCACACGGAUGUGCGGAACAGACCAUGGUGUUAAUGGCCCCUGCGGUCUAUGCCAUGCACUACCUGGACCAGACGGAACAGUGGCUCCAACUGAAACCGGAAAGCAAAGAAGUGGCCCUAGCAAAUCUCCGCAUAGGCUAUACUAGAAUCCUCACUUAUCGGAAAAAUGAUGGGUCUUAUGGAGCUUGGAUCAACACCCCCAGCAGCACCUGGCUCACAGCUUUUGUGGUGAAAAUUUUGUCCCUGACUCGGAUCUACCAGGAGGUUGAAAGUGCCGGGAUCCGGGGAUCGGUGCAGUGGAUUCUGAAACAGCAACAGAGUGAUGGUUCUUUCACUGACUCCCACCCUGUUUAUCACCGAGAGAUGCAGGGUGGCAUGGGUGGCCUCCGUGGGGGAGUCUCGUUGACAGCCUUUGUCACCAUCGCCCUGAAGCAAGCUUUGCCUUUGUACGAAGCCAAAGAAGAGGAAGAAGAAGCAGAAAGGCAGAAACAGGAGCAGCUGAGCCAACUGAAAAAUAGCUUGGAACUUGCAACGGCGUAUCUUGCCAGAUCCCUGGACGAUCAGUCCCUGGGGCCGUACCCGCUGGCCAUCAGCAGCUACGCCCUCGCAUUCGCUUCUCAGGACCAAUCCGCCAUUGCUCUUGCUGGCAGCCGCCUGAUGGGACUUUCCUUGGAAGAUACAAACAGCAGCAUGAUAUUCUGGUUAGCCGGUGAGGACCAUCGUACCAGGAUACCUUCAGCUAUCUCAGUAGAGGCCACAAGCUACGCCCUUCUCUACUUAGUGAAGCAAAAUGAUGCUGCAAGAGCUGGCAAGGUGGCUAAGUGGCUGACCGAGCAGAGGAACUAUGGAGGAGGAUUCAGAUCGACACAGGACACCGUGGUGGCUUUGGAAGCCCUUUCCUCCUACUGGAUCAGCACUUUCAAAGAAGAAGGGAAUGAACUAACAGUUACUCUUAAAAUCCCGGGAAAACACUUGCCUAUUCAGUUUUCCUUUGGAAGAUCCAAUGAUCCAAUCCAGGAAGAGCUUCAGUUUUCUUUGGGAAAUGACAUUGACGUAAAAGUGGAAGGAAAAGGGAAAGGAACUCUGACUGUUCUCAAGCAGUUUCAUGUUUUGGCUGUCCAGAACAACACCUGUCAAACUCUUGGGCUAGAAGUGACCGUGAGCGGCUCUAUUCGCCGAAAUACUGAAAUGGAAGAUUACUAUUAUGAAUACGAAGAUCUUCCACCCACAUCACCACCUGCUAGCCAGCCAUUGUCACGGAUUGAGUUAUUUGAUGCCCGGCAGCGCCGAAAGAGGGAGACCAAAGACACUGAACAGUCAAAACAUGAUGUCACCUACGAAGUCUGCUUCUGGAGACAACAGGGGGCCCGUGUUUCUGGCAUGGUCAUUGUUGACAUCACCCUGUUGAGUGGCUUUCAGCCUGAUGAGGUGGACCUUGCUCAGCUGCAAGAGGUCCCUGACCAAUACAUCAACCACUGGGAGAUUCAAGGACAACGGCUGCUCCUGUAUUUUGACCAGGCACCACAAUCCGGUCGUGAAUGUAUCGCUUUCAGGGCUAAACAGAUAGUAUCUGUGGGAAAACUACAACCAGCCAGCGCCACCAUCUAUGACUUCUACGAACCCCAUCAACGUUGCAGUAUCUUCUAUGGUGCUCCCAAUAAGCCACAGUAUGUGUCCGCAUUGUGCUCAGAUGAUGUCUGCCAGUGUGCUGAAGGUGCCUGCCCACGUUUGAAGCGUACACUGGAGGAUGCAAUCACGGAAGAGAAACGGAUGAACUUUGCAUGUUACAGUCCCCGUGUGCAUUACGCAUUCCUGGUUCGAGUGGAGCGCGAGAGCCAAGAAAGCGCCUUCCGGGUCUAUGAAGUUAAAAUCAAGGAGGCCCUGCAAUUCACUACAGAUUCCAGAAUUGAAGUCGACCAGAUCCGUCGCUUUGUCGUUCGGGCCGCUUGCAAGACCCGCUUGGCUGCCAGCAAAGAAUAUUUGUUGAUGGGACGUGACGGGGAAACUCGUGAUUCAAAUAACCGCCCCCAGUAUCUUCUGGAUAAGAAUUCCUGGAUAGAAGAGAUACCAGAUCCUCGGCGUUGUAAAGCCACCCAGUAUCGCAACACUUGCAGUCGCCUUGAGUCUUUCACCACUUCUUUUGGUAUCAACGGCUGCCGCAUCUGAGCCAAAUAACCCCUUGGGCCUUUGACUAACCUGAAACACCAGGAACUACACCUCUUUUAUGGAAUAUCCCCUGGCUGAAAACCUCCCCUUGAAUGCUGUGUUGCGAGUCCCUUUAACACUUUGUGAUUAGAGGACCUGAAGACACAAGAAGAGUCUGUCGGCAUCAAACCAGAAUAACAGAAUUGGGAGGGACCUUGGAGGUCUUCUAGUCCAACCCCCUACUCAAGCAGGAGACCCUAAUACCAUUUCAUACAAAUGGCUGUCCAGUCUUUUCUUAAAAACCUCCAAUGAUGGAGCACCCACAAUUUCUGGAGGCAAGUUAUUCCACUGGUGAAUUGUUCUAGUUGUCAGGAAAUUUCUCCCUAUUUCUAGGUUGGUUCAUUCCUUGAUCAGUUUUGUCGCUUCUUGCCUUGCCUUCGGGUGCUGUGGAGAAUAGGGUGACCCCAUCUUCUUUAUGGCAGCCCCUUAGAUAUUGGAAGACUGCUAUCAUGCCAGUCCUAGCCCUUCUUUUCAUCAGAUUGGACAUACCCAAUUCCUACAACCGUUUUUCAUACGUUUUAACCUCCAGCCCCCCUAAUCGUCUUUCUUACUCUUCUCCGCAUUGUUUCCAGAGUCUCUACAUCUUUUUUUUUAUACUGCAGCAACCAAAACUGGUUGCAAUAUUCCAAGUGUAGUUUUACCAAGACAUUUGGUAAAGCAAACUGAAGCAAUUUUUUACGAGAAAACAGCCAGACAUUAAAUUGCCUCUAAGUUGGGAGGUCUUUAGAAAGUGUUUCAUUCUGUCCCAAAUUAUUGUUACUAAACAAUCAUUUCUGUUCUGGAUGUGUGUCAAUUUCAGUAUUAUUUUUUUCCUAGCCAAAGCCCUGUUUCACACCAUCCACUGCAUUGAUUAUUUAUAAUCGGAAGUGCUUUCCAUCCGAGAAUGAAUUCUUUUCUGAACUCAACUCCACUUUUUCUUGAGGUUAAAAAAAAUUAACCAAAUUAACCAAAUGCGGGUGUGUCAUUGCUAAAAAGGAGGAAACAACCCCCACCCCUUUUCCACUCUCCUAAUUUUGGGUUUCCCAGGGAUUUAUCACUAUACGUUCAACUUUCUAUUUGACUGGACGGGCCUCUGAAUUGCACAUUCUCUCACGUUCAAAUGUUUAUAACCCAACAGUCUUUUUGUCUGUUUCUGGAGAGCCUGAAUUUCGAUAAGUCCUAAUUUUAAAAAGUAUAUAAAAAUUCUCAGGGGUUUGCAAUUUCACAAACCAUAAUUUUCAGUCAUCUCCCUGGGCAGCACCUGAAACACCACCACCACCACCCUAAACUGAGCUACCCUUUCAGUAAUCUGCUUAGCCAUGCUGGUUAGGACUUAGGAAUUCAUAAUCCAGUGUAUCUAGACUACUUUUGACCAAAUAGGUGAGUCUUACAACGAGUUGGCACUGUUUUGCACUACUUUUUCAUGCAAUAAAAUAGUUUACUUUCA